This is a messenger RNA of Nylanderia fulva, 1167 nucleotides long. Lineage: Eukaryota; Metazoa; Arthropoda; Insecta; Hymenoptera; Formicidae. The record is from RefSeq and is a predicted model, not a curated record.
AUGGGGAUAAAAAAGGAGAUUGCAGAGAAGGGAGGAAUGAUGGAGCUGAGUAAGGAGGGCUUUGUGGUAGGAAGAGUAAAGAUAGGGAAGGAAAAAUGGAGGGUGAUAGGAGUAUACGUAGGAGAAGGAAUAGAGAAGGCGUGCAGGGAGAUGGAGAAGUGGACGGAGGAGAAAGAGGAGGAGGUUUACACGAUAAUAGGAGGAGAUUUUAAUGCGAGGACAGGACAAGAGGGGGGUAGAAUCAGAGAUAAGGAGAAUGCGGAAGAGGAGAGGAAAGAGGAAAAGAAAAGAAAGUCGAAAGACAAAUUAAUCAAUGCAGAGGGAAGAAAACUACUGGAAUUCAUGGGAGAAAGAGGUUGGAGCAUAAUGAACGGUAACACAAAGGGAGAUGAGGAGGGAGAAUGGACUUUUACAGGAGGAAGAGGGAACACGGUUAUAGAUUACGUAAUUGGGAAUGAGGAUAGCGGAGAGAAGGUGAGAAGGUUAAGAAUAAGAGACAAGGUGGACUCAGAUCAUCACCCAAUAGAAGUGGAGAUAGAAGGAUGGCAGAGAAGAGAGAGAAGAAAGUCGAGAGGAGGGAGGAGAGGAGUAUGGAAUGAGGAGGGCCGGAGGAUUUUUGAGGGAAAAGUGGAGGAGAUAGGAGAAAUAGGAGGAGGAGAGGAAGAGAUAGAUGGAGAAUGGGAAAGAAUAGAGGAGAGGAUGAAGGAAGUAUUAAGAGCAACAGAGGAGGACUGGAGGAAAGGAAAGAAGGAGAAAAGAGGAUGGUGGGAUGGGGAGUGCAGAGAGGAGAAAAGAAAGGUAAGGAGGGAGCUGAGGAGAUGGUGGAGGGAAGGAGAAAGAUUGAGGAAGGAUGUGGAGGAAAAAGGGAUAGUGCCAGAAAAUCAGAUGGGGUUUAGGAGAGGAAUGGGAACAAUAGACAACAUAUACGUGAUGAAUUAUCUAAUCAAUAGACAACUGGAAAAAAAAGAGGGAAGGCUAACGGCAUUGUUUAUAGAUCUGAGAGCAGCAUUUGACUCGGUAGACAGGGAGAAAUUAAUGGAGGCAAUGGAGGAGAGAGGAGUAAGGAAAGGAUUGAGAAGAAGGGUAGAGAUGGUGAUGAGAGAGACAACAUGCAGGAUAAAGAUAGGGGAAGAAGUUGGAGAGAGUUUUGGAUUGAGAAAGGAGUAA